Messenger RNA from Drosophila kikkawai, 763 nucleotides. RefSeq names its product eukaryotic translation initiation factor eIF1 (gene eIF1). Lineage: Eukaryota; Metazoa; Arthropoda; Insecta; Diptera; Drosophilidae. Gene Ontology annotation, cellular component: eukaryotic 43S preinitiation complex. Gene Ontology annotation, biological process: translational initiation. The record is from RefSeq and is a predicted model, not a curated record. Gene Ontology annotation, molecular function: translation initiation factor activity; RNA binding; ribosomal small subunit binding.
GCACGACAGACAACCCUAGUGACAACCCUGUGUUAGACUUGUCAGACAAACACAUUUCCGAAAACUCACUUAAAACGUUAAAUUAAAAGUUCAGAUAACAACAGAUAGUUUAAAAAAGUUUUUGUUUUCGGCUGUGGUUUGUUUUUAUUGUCGUAUGUCCAUCCAGAAUUUAAACACUCGUGACCCCUUUGCUGAUGCAAUCAAGGGCAAUGAUGAUGAUAUUCAAGACGGGCUAGUGCAUAUAAGAAUCCAGCAGAGGAACGGUCGCAAGACACUAACCACUGUCCAGGGCCUGUCCGCGGAGUAUGACUUGAAGAAGAUAGUCCGCUCCUGCAAGAAGGAAUUCGCAUGCAAUGGCACUGUAAUCGAGCACCCAGAGUAUGGUGAGGUUCUCCAGCUCCAGGGCGAUCAGCGUGAGAACAUCUGUCAAUGGUUGACGAAGGUGGGACUAGCUAAGCCGGACCAGCUCAAGGUGCACGGCUUCUAGGCGGACAAAAACGAACAAAAAGCGGUGUGAAUUCUCACUACUAUUUCAUUCUUAAGCACCACAACAACAUUAACACCCUUUAACAGCAACUAAAGCUAAAGUUCUUUGUUCCGAUUUAAUUGAAAAACUCUCUUGAUAUAUAGAACAUUUACAUGAAGACAGAAGAAGCAAUAGACCAUUAACUGAGAACAAUGUUAUAAAUAAAAUUAAAUGUUCAAUUUAAAUAAACGAACGUGUGUGUGGGCGCUGCCUUAGCAUAAUGGAGACGAAAACGGA